Messenger RNA from Eupeodes corollae, 584 nucleotides. RefSeq lists its product as uncharacterized. Lineage: Eukaryota; Metazoa; Arthropoda; Insecta; Diptera; Syrphidae. The record is from RefSeq and is a predicted model, not a curated record. The transcript has 2 exons. The coding region runs from base 113 to 508 and encodes 131 amino acids.
CAAAAAUUUAACUAUAUAAGUUGAAUUGGAGCACCAAAGAUCAUGUCAUUUUCUUAGAAACAUUUCAUAGGAAUAUACCUGAUAUCUAUAACCAAGCAAAUCAACUACAAACAUGAAGGUCUUUAUCUGUCUCUUGGUCCUUGCUGCAAGUGCUAACGCUGGAGUUCUUCUUGGAGAAAUUGCUAAUGGAGGUGGUGCUGGUGGAUACUCUUAUGGACCUGAGCAUGUCCAUAAUCAUCAAGUUAUAAAAGUUAUCCAUGAGCAGCCUGCUGUUCCUUCAGCAAUUAUUAAAGUAAGCCAUCAACAUAUCGAAGCUGCUCCUCAAGUUGUUCAAGUUAUUCACGAAAAUCAUGCUGCUGCUCCAGUUGUUCAUCAUGUUCAAUUGAUCCAUGACCAUUCAGGAGGAUACGCGCUUGGAGGAGCUGGUUAUGGUGGUGAUGUUAAGAUCAUUAAAGUUAUCCAAGAUAAUGGACAUCAUCAUCAUCAUGGAAGCCACGGAUGGGCCUAAAUGUUUUUGUUAGUUUGUUAGAAGAUUGUUAUUAGAUUUUUAAGUGAAGAAAUAUAAUUUUUGUUUAUAUGCCUAA